Molecule: messenger RNA, 534 nt
Organism: Lathyrus sativus (Indian pea)
Lineage: Eukaryota; Viridiplantae; Streptophyta; Magnoliopsida; Fabales; Fabaceae
Source: the annotation of a GenBank genome assembly
AUGGAAUUCAGAAUAGCAAGAGGAGAAAUUUUUCUGAGAGUUAUAGCAAUAUUGCUCUUGGUAUUGACAGCUUUUUUAGUUGCUUUUGAUACUCAAACUAAGGUUAUCCUUUUAACUAUUGAAAGGAAAGUUACUUAUAAGGACGUGGAUGCUCUCAAGAUAUUGCUGUAUGUUUCAUCUUCAGCUGCUGGAUAUAACAUGCUUCAAUUAUGCAAACACUCUUGUUCUUCAAUAGGAUCUUGUGAUAUGUGCAUGGUUUGGAUUAGUUUGUUUCUGGAUCAGAUUGCUGUGUACUUGACAUUUGCCACAAACACAGCAUUAUUUGAAGCAGCUCUAUUUGCACUUACUGGCUCAGACGCAUUCCAGUGGUUGAAGGUAUGCAACAAAUUCACCAGAUUCUGUGAACAAAUUGCAGGGGCAAUAUUAUGUUGCUAUAUAGCAUCCAUUUUAAUGGCUAUGAUAUCAAUUAUCUCAGCUUACAAAGUUUUCAGAAUGUAUUCUCCCAAGAGGUUCUUGCGUUUGAAAGGAAAAUAG